AUGGAAUUGACAGAAAAGGGACUCCCAACGUAUCACGAUCCAAGAGAUGGAGAGAUUUCAAGAAAGCAGUGGAAAAUCCCAUUGACCAUUGUUGGUAUAAUUAGUGCCUUGCUUUAUUUUUCAAAUAUAGGGCAUGUAUUAAGCUUAUUGAAACCACCAUCUCCGAACGAUCCUCACAAUCCUGAUUCUUUAUGCCCAAUAGUAGAUAAGGUUGAUCCAUUGAAGUAUUUGUACAACAAUGAUACUUUGCUAAAAAUAUUGCAUGAUGAUAGCUUUAAAAAUGAAUCUCUAAAAAAGCUAGCCGACUCAAUCAAGAUAUCCACAGAAGUCUAUGACGAUAUGAUCAAUCCCAAUUCUGCCGAAACAUAUGAAAAAUUAUAUGAAUUGGAGCCUAAAUGGAAGAAGUUUGAAGAAUUUCAUACUUUUUUGAAGAAGACGUUUCCUGAAGUUCACCAGAACUUGAAGGUUGAGACUAUCAAUAAAUUCAGUCUUGUUUACACAUGGAAGGGUUCAUCAGAUAAAAAACCAAUAAUGCUCGCAGCUCAUAUGGACGUUGUUCCAGUAGACCCCAAAACUAUGAAUCAAUGGACCUACCCACCAUUCGAUGGUAUUGACGAUGGGGAGUUUUUGUACGGUCGGGGUGUAUCUGAUUGUAAGAACUUAUUAAUAGGUUUAUUAGAGACAGCCGAGUUGCUCCUUAGUGAAGGAAAGUUCUCACCAGAAAGAACUAUAAUACUAGCAUUUGGUUAUGACGAAGAGUCUUCUGGAUCAGGAGCUUACGAGAUUUACAAACACAUUGAAAAGAGAUACGGUCAUGAUUCGUUAUAUGCUAUUAUAGACGAGGGAACUCAAGGAUAUGAAACUAUAGAGGGAAGAAAGUUCAUAUUACCUGCAACCGGAGAAAAGGGUUAUUUAGAUUCUGUUAUUGACCUAUUCACUCCUGGCGGACAUUCAUCAGUCCCGCCUCAACAUACGCUGAUUGGAAUUUUAGCCAAGUUAAUCUCUGAAAUUGAAGAUGAACAAUUCAAGAGUAUUAUAACUAAUGCAAACCCGGUCUUGAACCAAUUACAGUGUAUUGCAGAGCAUUCUUCAACAGUUGAUAGAACCUUAAGAAAAAACAUAUUAAAAUCUCAUUUCGAUGUAGAUGCAAAUAAGGAAGUAUUAAAGUACUUGUCGAAAUACCCAGAGACUAAAUUUUUAGUUACCACAUCUCAGGCAGUAGAUAUGGUUCAGGGAGGAACCAAAUCAAAUGCCCUACCAGAAUAUGCAUCGGUUUUAGUUAAUCAUCGUAUUGCAGUUGAGGAAUCUGUUGAAAUGGUCACUGAUAAGGUUUUGGGUCAAGUCAAGAAUGUUGCAGAAAGAUUUGACUUAGGUAUAGUUUUUAACGGUGAAGAGAUUAGGAAGCGUACUCCUAAUGGCUAUUUUAAUUAUUCUUUAGUUGGUCUGCUUGAGCCUGCACCAAUCACACCUAUAAAUGACAAAAUUUGGAACACAUUUGGAGGAUCUUUGAGAUACUUGUACGAAGAGCUAGUAUCUCUGGAAGCAAGUGAAACAUUCAUAGUAUCACCUUUCAUUAGUACUGGUAACACUGAUACGAAAUCCUAUUGGGAUUUAACUAGGAAUAUUUUUAGAUAUACACCUGGAAUUUCGACAUCGGAUAAUAUUCAUUCGAUAGAUGAAAAGUUAUUAAUUGAUAGCCACUUUCAACUAAUUGCCUUUUAUUAUUAUUAUUUGCAAGUUGUUGAUAAGUUGGACGAUGAAUUACUUUAA
Debaryomyces fabryi is the source of this 1770-nucleotide messenger RNA. RefSeq lists its product as uncharacterized. Gene Ontology annotation, molecular function: metallocarboxypeptidase activity. The record is from RefSeq and is a predicted model, not a curated record. Gene Ontology annotation, cellular component: fungal-type vacuole lumen. Lineage: Eukaryota; Fungi; Ascomycota; Pichiomycetes; Serinales; Debaryomycetaceae. The transcript has a single exon. The coding region runs from base 1 to 1770 and encodes 589 amino acids.